Messenger RNA from Cuscuta campestris, 470 nucleotides. The record is from the annotation of a GenBank genome assembly. NCBI's taxonomy places the organism in Eukaryota, Viridiplantae, Streptophyta, Magnoliopsida, Solanales, Convolvulaceae.
CAAAGACUUGAGAAUUAACUUAAGAUGAAGAAAUUGAACCACACAAUUUUAAUACAAUAUUUAGAAAUAAAAGUGAAGAUUUUCUUUUGCCCUAAAAAGGGGAAAAACCGAUGGAAGCAUGGGAGAAGGGGAGAUCAGGCGCUGCAAUUUAUAGAGGAGGAUCGCCGACUAGCGAGCAGACCGGCGGCCGCCAGCCAGCCCGCCGGCGCGCCGCUGGAAUCCACUGGAACCUUCUCACCGCUGGUCGCCGUCGACAGGCGGGCAGACAGGCGGCCGCCUGUCAGCCCGCCAGCGCUCUCCUUCGCUGUCUGCUGAGCUUCUCGCCGCCUCCGCCUUCUGACUGGCGGCCAGGCAGGCUGCCGCCGGCCAGGUCGCCUGUUAGGCCGCCAAAAUCUGCCGAUGCUACCUUGCUCAAAAUUUUGUUCCAAACAUUUUUUCCUUCUGCACCGACUUCUAAUUCCGCACCGUUU